AGUCCCUUGGGCGAAUUGACUGCACACGCGACUCGCGUCUCUCAAGCCCAAUCUUUUUAGUUCCUUAAAAAAAACCCAAACUACCACAACCACCACAAUGUCAUCCGAGGAGGAAUACAGCAGCGAGGAGGAGUCAUCGGAGGAGGAGGAGGACCCAGCGGCCAAGGCAAAAGCGGCCGAGGUACUUGCUAGACAACGAGCUUUGGAAGAAGCAAAGAAGAAGCAGGAGGAGAUUGAGAAGAAGAAGGCCGAGGUGCGCAAGCGCCUCGAGGAGCAGUCUGCUAAGAAACAGAAGAAGGGUUUCAUGACCCCUGAGCGUAAGAAGAAGCUCAGACUUUUGCUCCGUAAGAAGGCCGCUGAGGAACUGAAGAAGGAACAGGAGAGGAAGGCCGCUGAGAGACGUAAGAUUAUUGACGAACGUUGCGGUCAGCCCAAGAAUCUUGAUGGUGCAAAUGAAGAAACCCUUCGUGCUAUUGUUAAAGAGUACUACGAUCAUAUCGCUGCUGUUGAGAGUGAUAAAUAUGAUAUCGAGAUGGAGACCAUAAGGAAGGAUUACGAGAUCAACGAACUCAAUAUCCAGGUCAACGAUCUUCGUGGCAAAUUCAUUAAGCCAACCCUGAAGAAGGUAUCCAAGUAUGAGAACAAGUUCGCCAAGCUCCAGAAGAAGGCCGCUGAGUUCAACUUCAGGAAUCAGCUCAAGACUGUCAAGAAGAAGGAAUUCGAGCUCGAGGACGACAAGGGCGCGACCAAACCCGACUGGGCGGCAGGAGGCCCCGGAGCCGCUAAGAAGGAGGGGGAAGAGGGCGGAGGACCGGCCGAGGGUGACGCCCCUGCAGAAGAAGGUAAAGAAGGUGCCCCUACAGACGCUGCUCCAGCAGAGGGCGUGCCAGCAGAGGGGGCUCCUCCUGCUGAAGCACCUCCUGCUGAAGCCCCGCCUGCUGCUGAAGGAGAAGCUCCUCCUCCUCCUCCAGCUGAGGGGCAACCAGCUGAAGGUUCUGCCGAGGCUCCACCUCCAGCUGAGGGAGGCGACGCUCCUGCUCCUCCUCCCUCUACUGAAGGAGGACCUCCGGCGGAAGCUCCCGCUGAGGCUCCUGCAGAGGCUCCGGCGGAGGCUCCAGCGGAGGCUCCCCCCUCUGAGGCUGCCCCUGCUGCUGCUGCCGAAGGCGAAGCCGCCCCUCCUCCAGCUGAGAGCUAAGAAGCAGACGACGCCGAGGAAGCCACUGCGUAAAAAGUGUUUCCAUCAACUGCCGUGGGAAAGAAGGAGAAGAGGAAGAGGAGAUGGAUUAACAGCAGCGGGAGUGACCGGAGUAGGAGGGGGAGGAGGAGGAGUGGGAGUAGGUAGUAGUAGUCGUGGUGGUGAAGGCGUCGUACGCUUCUCUCUUCGUCUUCUUCGUCUGAGGAGUCUUCGUCUGCGUCCAAGUCUUCGUAGUCGUUUUAUCUUUCUUCUUCUUCAUCGGCGUCGUCGUCGUCGCUGCCGCACUCUCAGUUGCAGUCGUCGUCUGGAUGUAUGGCAGUUGUCGUCGCCGCCGCCGUCGUCCUAUGUCUUUCUGUUUCUCGUGUCGCCAAAGUGUAUUCUUAAUUCAUUCUCAUGUAAGAUUAACGCUAUUCUACGCACCCUGAUCUCGCAACGCCGCCGACGUGAUGAUGAUGAUCUACGAUCGACGAGAGCUCGUCUCUCUUACGCUAGAAAGAUUCAAGAACAACAACAACAACAACAACAUGAACAAGAAACAAAUCAACCACAGAUGAUGAUGAGAAGGACUAAAAAUUCGUUCAAGAACACCAUGAGCGAGAAAGAGGAUCAGGUGUACAGGGAUCGAUCGGUGUCAUCCGAAAACUUAUGGAUUCACGAAACACGUCUCGGCAAAAACAAAAACAAAAACAAAGCACAACAACAACAACGUCAACAAAAACACAAACAUCAUCAACGUGGAGUCCUGAAGAGGCUCUGGACUGACUGUGAACAUCAUUAUAAAAGCUUCAACAGUAAACGUAAUAAAUUUGUAUUACUAAUACAC
Messenger RNA from Macrobrachium nipponense, 2018 nucleotides. It is a transcript of the gene wupA, whose product is annotated as troponin I-like. Bases 98 to 1195 code for a protein of 365 amino acids. Gene Ontology annotation, biological process: muscle contraction. The transcript has 14 exons. Gene Ontology annotation, cellular component: troponin complex. The record is from RefSeq and is a predicted model, not a curated record. NCBI's taxonomy places the organism in Eukaryota, Metazoa, Arthropoda, Malacostraca, Decapoda, Palaemonidae.